Messenger RNA from Lactuca saligna, 1158 nucleotides. The record is from the annotation of a GenBank genome assembly. NCBI's taxonomy places the organism in Eukaryota, Viridiplantae, Streptophyta, Magnoliopsida, Asterales, Asteraceae.
AUGGUUGGUAAUGGUCGUUCAUAUCCUAGUGAUCUAGAUGUUAAGAAAUCUGAAACACAAAGUAGCAAACGAGCCCCAACCACGAAACCUCCCUUUACAUUAGCAGAUAUCAAGAAAGCCAUACCUCCUCACUGUUUCGAAAGAUCUUUGAUUCGAUCCUUUUCAUAUAUUGUGUAUGACCUCACCCUAGUCUGGAUCUUGUACUACCUCGCCACAACUUAUAUUCCACUGCUCCCUCACCCUCUUCCUUACCUUGCAUGGCCGGUUUACUGGUUCGUUCAAGGUUGUGUGUUCAUCGGAAUUUGGGUUAUUGGUCAUGAAUGUGGUCACCAUGCCUUCAGUGACUAUGUAUGGGUCGACGAUUGUAUAGGGUUUGUUAUACACUCAUGCCUUCUAACGCCUUACUUUUCUUGGAAAAUAAGCCACCGUCGUCACCAUUCUAAUACUGGUUCUUUUGACCGUGACGAAGUAUAUGUCCCAAAGACAAAAUCAAAACUCGGUUCUUCGGCGUUUUACCUCGACAAUCCAAUAGGUCGAACGUUAACCCUUGCUGUCAAACUCAGUCUCGGAUGGUAUAUCUACUUGUCCAUCAAUGCUGCCGGAAGACCUUAUGAUAAAUUCGCAAGCCACUAUGAUCCAAGAAGCCCUAUUUUCUCUGAUAACGAGCGAGUCCUGAUCCUCAUCACUGACAUCGGACUUGUCAGCUUUUCUUGGUUGCUGUAUAAAAUGGCGACAUUUGCAGGGUUCGCUAAUGUUUUUUGUGUCUACGGAGGUGCGUUGAUGGUCAUGAACGCGUUUCUUGUUACCAUCACAUACCUUCAACACACUCACCCGUCUUUGCCCCGCUACGACGACUCUCAAUGGAACUGGAUGAAUGGUGCUUUCUCAACAAUGGAUAGGGAUUACGGAAUUCUAAACAAGGUGUUCCAUAACGUUACUGACACACAUGUCGUACACCAUUUGUUCUCUUACAUUCCUCAUUAUCAUGCCAUGGAAGCCACCAAAGCGAUCAGGCCAAUUGUGGGAGAGUUUUAUCAAAAAGAUAGCACUCCAUUUUUCAUGGCGUUAUGGAGAGAAUCCAAGAACUGUCUGUUUGUUGAGCCGGAUGAGGGUGAUGAGAAGAACAAAGGUAUCUACUGGUACAGAAGUCAGUACUGA